AUGCUAGAGCAUUUCGCGUGCCGGGCUGAGGAAGCCGGGCUCGCCUGGCGAGCGGAAGAUGGGGACGGCUUCUUACACCUGGUCCACGAAGCGAUUCAUGUUGCCAUCUUUCUGGAAGAGGUCACGGCAAGGGCUCUCCGAGAUUACUUCUUUGCUUCGAAGGUUUUCCACUACCUCUUCCAAACGCAGCAUGAACGACUCAUGGCAUCUUUCGACCAAGAGUACCAAGGUAAGAGAAGAGAUUUUGCGCAGCUAAAAUGGCAGGGGGUCAUGCGAGGUCUUGAAGAUCUGUUGCUUCAGCAUCACGUGCAGGCACCCUACACCAAGGCAGAAGGCAAAAUGAUGAUGACAUGGCUGCGGUUGAACAUUGCCGAGGCAGCUCGGAUGGAUCUUGCAAAUGGUGCUUGGCCAAACGUCGUUGUAGCCCUCAGUCUGAUGGCCGACAUCGAUAUGCCUCCGAGCAGGAGUGAGUCCGGAACAAUCUUUCCAGUUGGCAAAGCAUGGGCAGACGCUUACAUCGCCUGGAAUUCUGCGUAUGUACUUAGCCUUGGUGAAAUUAGCCUUCUUGCCAUGACGAAGCUCUUCAUACCAAGUGUGAGUUGCACAUCCAGUUCAGUGAACGCGGAAGACUUCGUCGUCAGCCGCGUGUUCUCCCUCGCUCUCACGAUCGUUGCAAGAUCUUCGAGGGACUGUCCGGGACGUGUCCCCGUGAACAUAGUCUCCACUUCCCUGAUGGAGGAGUGGGGCCUCAGCAAUAUGCAAACGCUUCCGCUCCCCCAUCCAGCGGAAGAAGACCUGGAAGAGAUGCUUUACGGUCUAUGCCUGAAUGUAUGUGCUCGUCACCAGUAUCUGCUGGGCAGACUUUCUAACGAGAACUUUCGAGCUCUGAUGGUGUAUCUUGCUUGGAUAACGGUGUUGAUCACCGGUUGGGGCUUGGAAGCUAUCGUGGGACAACAUCUCCUCAAGGUUCUUACCAAAGACCGAGCACAUGACAUGUGGCGGCUUGCCCAGUUUCUUUUUCCUCUCUUGGCAACAGUGGCCCUCAACACUGCAGCUCGGAGGGAUUGGAUUUGCAUGUUGCCUUUGCUGAUGGCCAACUGGAAGUUUGGUUUUCCUGAGACGGCCAACUAUCUCCAUCAAAGCCGAUGCAGAGCCAAAAGUUUGCACAAACGCUUCUCGAGCAAAGAGCUGUUGGAGUUGCUUGCUGCUUGGAGCAAUUGCUGCGGACUGCUGUUGCAUCACGGCGCUGCAUCGCUGGUGAUUACAGGUCUUGCAGCGGGCUUGUAUCCAUUGACUCGCGAGAUCCAGUCAUGCAUUAUGCCGUUGAUUCUGCAACAUUGGCUAUGUCUCCUGCGCUAUGUCCACGUUCGGAUCUAUUCCUUCCUCGAAUUGAUUUUGGAGGCUGCCUUUGAGGCAAGCGUGUUUGAGAGCUACGCUAGCCUCUACCAAUUCGAUUUCUCAGUCAGACUCGCUGCCUCGGGUAUGAUUUUUGCACAUUGGCUCUACAUGGCUGCCGCGAUCCUGGAUCUCAUCAUGCCCCGUGGGCCACGUGUCAAAGUUGAUGUCAAGGAGCCGCCCGACGUUAUCAGGGUGUGA
Molecule: messenger RNA, 1596 nt
Organism: Symbiodinium sp. CCMP2456
Lineage: Eukaryota; Dinophyceae; Suessiales; Symbiodiniaceae
Source: the annotation of a GenBank genome assembly